AAAAACACCGCAGUCUGUCAAAAAACACUAGCUGUUAUUGGGGAGGAUUGUUCCAUCAUGUUGUUUGUUUUGCAAUCAAUGAGGACCGGAGAUGCUGUGAUGUCUUUGUUGUGUCUGUCCUUCUGAUGAGAAAAAAGCAAGAAGCUGCAGACCUCCAUGUGCAGAUGUAGUUGUUUUUAUAAUGAUAUUUUCAACCUUUUUUACGAGUGACGCCGACGACGGUAGGACUUCUUUUACCUUUUCACUAACUUUUCCAAUGGAAGGUAGAGGCAGGCACAAUGUGUGUCACAUUUGUAACAGAUCGUUCACACGCAACAGUAGUCUGAAACUUCAUCAGCGGGUCCACGCCAACGAGAAGCCGUAUAGUUGCACCAUGUGUUAUAAGAGAUUCUCAUUCAGUUGUGGUUUAAAGAGGCAUAUACGAACACACACUCUGGAGAAACCCUAUAGUUGUGAGACCUGCGGGAAGUCUUUCUCACAGAAUGGUAAUCUGAAACAGCAUCGCGCCGUCCAUAGCGAUGAAAAAACAUUGGUUUGCUACGUUUGCAGUAAGAGCUUCUCGGACAAAUCAGGCCUUGCCAAGCAUCUGAAGAUCCACACCGAGGAGAAAUUGUUCAUGUGUGAUUUGUGUGGUGAAUCCUUCCGUAACCAAACCAGGCUUAGACAACACCAUCGGAACCACUUUGGGGGUAAACCUAUGAUCUGCGAUAUUUGCGGCAAGGCCUUUUCACGCAGGAGCAGUUUAGUCAUGCAUGUUAGAGUUCACACCAAAGAGAGACCAUUUAUUUGUGAUUUGUGUGGGAAAUGUUUCACGCAACUGAGCAAUCUUAGACAACAUUGUGUAGUCCACACAAACGAGAAACCAUUUGUUUGUGACGUUUGCGGUAAAGCAUUCACCAUCAAUAGUACUCUUACAAGGCAUCGUAGGGUACACACCAAGGAAAAACCAUUCCAUUGCAAUAGUUGCAGUAAAACCUUCGCUGAGACUAGCAGUUUAAAAAAACAUAUCAAGGUCCACACCAAUGAAAAACCUUUCAUUUGUGAAAUGUGCGGCAGAAGCUUUGUACAACUGGGCAAUCUAAAACAGCAUCAAACUGUUCACACAAAGAUAAAGCCAUUUGUUUGUGAGGUUUGUGGCACGGCGUUCACCCGUGCGACAAGUUUGAAAGAUCACCACAAGUUCCACACAGAUGAUGAACGCUUCAAUUGCAAGGAAUGUGGGAAAUCUUUUAAAAAGAAAGUCAGUCUAAAAAAACACUACACUUUACACAAUGAAUAUUCUGUUGGUUUGUACUCCUGUGGGAAAUCCUCAAGAUAAUCAUCCAAUUCAAGCUAAGUUCACACCUCAUACAAACUGGGAAAGUGAAGCAAAUUUUCCCUACUCAUGAGACUUGAAAAGCCAGUUAAUUGCUUCGUGAAAAUUUGCUAUCCUUUUGCAUUAAUUAUCAUAUUUCAAUUAUAUUUUGGGUCAGCUCAGACCCCCUGGUCUAGGAAAGAAUCUAAUUUCUGGCUCUACUCAGUGAGCUGUGUGCUCUUCAAUUAAGGCUCUGUAAGUGUUGAAUGCACUGUAAGCAGAGCCAUGAAAUUUCACCUUGUUCAGGCUGUUCAGUGAAUGAUUUCCUUUGUUAAGCCUCGUUACUACUUCCUGCGAAAACGCAAAGUGAAUGUGACGUCACAACUCCAUUUCGCGAAUAAUUUGUUGCAAAUAAUUAUGUUACGUCAAAAUUCGUAUCGCAUUUGCAAAAAUGCAAAAAACAGAAUGUAUU
Asterias rubens (European starfish) is the source of this 1766-nucleotide messenger RNA. RefSeq names its product zinc finger protein 135-like. Gene Ontology annotation, cellular component: nucleus. NCBI's taxonomy places the organism in Eukaryota, Metazoa, Echinodermata, Asteroidea, Forcipulatida, Asteriidae. The transcript has 2 exons. Gene Ontology annotation, biological process: regulation of transcription by RNA polymerase II. The coding region runs from base 182 to 1318 and encodes 378 amino acids. The record is from RefSeq and is a predicted model, not a curated record. Gene Ontology annotation, molecular function: DNA-binding transcription activator activity, RNA polymerase II-specific; RNA polymerase II cis-regulatory region sequence-specific DNA binding.